CAUUUCUGCUUGACAGCCAUUAUGAUUAUCAACAUGGCGUAAUCUUAUUAUGUUAUCAAUAUUGCGUUUAUUCGUUGCUAUUUCCGUCGAAAAUAGUAGCUGCAGGUUAUAAUUAUGAAGAUAAUCAUUAAAAUUUCAUUUAUAAACAUCAACAGAAAGUGUUUGUCAAAUUGCAGAUCAGUCGAACGGUAACUUAGUCGAGAUUCUAAAAACUGGAGUGCCGCUACUAAUUUUUUUGUAUUAUACAACUGUACAAACAAAUAGCACGUACACGUGUAUCAACCACUUAAGAAUAAUAUGGAUAACAAAGCAUUAUUCCUUGGUGUGUUACUUUGUGCAUUCGUAUAUCAUUAAUUAACAUAAAAAGGUCAAGUUUGCCGUUGGGUUUGCAAAAUUGCACGAAGAUGGGUUCUUCGAGCCAGCAAGAUAGAUCUCUCGGUAGUGGAAUUUCAUUGCCACAAUGGAUGAAAGGAAAAAUGGAUAACAAAUUUGACUUUGAUGAAGCCGCAUUCAGUCCACCAUCUUAUGACGAUAGUUUUUUUUAUGUAAGAUAUCCGAGAUCACAAAAUACUCAACCACAAGAAGGUUUGAAGCACAUUGUAAAUGAGGUUUUGAACGAAAAUAUUGCAAGUUCCUCAAAUCAGAUAACGAAUGAAAAAUCUAUUUCUGAUUUGAAAGAAGUGAAGCAGAUUGAUUUUAGUAAACACCCUUUGCCGUGUCAACCAUUUAUACCUGUUGUAAAUAAUAAAACAGUUGGUGAUAUUAAAGCACAUAAAUCUUCAGCAAGUGGAAAUAUAAAACCUAAAUCACAGGGGACGGACGACGGUUUUCAUGGUGAACCAGCGCUUUGUGGCAAAUCGAUUGUUCACGUAGCUAAUCAAAUGAUGUCUGGUAAAUUCACCAAAAUAUUCACAUCGGAUUCACGUUCUCAGCAAAUGGAAAACACAACGAAAAGUGUCAGCAAGUCGUUGCCAGCAACACCUUUGACAUCACCGUCAGGAACUCCUGAUAGUUCGCCAAAAGCACGCAGAAAAGUUUAUGUGAACCGAUACUUUACGGGCCCGUUUGUACCAGAUAAAGAAAAAUAUCAGGGUAAUUGGCUUUUGUCAAGCAUAUUAGGUCAAUCCAGAGAAGUCAUUCCAGCAAAAAUAGAUGAGGAAGACGAGCUCUUUCCAGACAUGGAACCACCCAAACCACUACAUCGAAAAAAGUCGAUAUCUUCGCAAAAUCUUACAUAUAUAGGAAAGGAAGAAAAAUCGGCAGAUAAAUCUGUUUACGUAAACGUAUUCGAAGCUAAACCGUCUGAAUUAAGAGAGAUGAAUUUUUGGUCACCAACUUCUAUGUGAAGUUUUAGAUUUUGUUUAAUUUUAGCUACAUAAUAGUUGAUAAUCAUGCUUCUGCCAAAGCAUAUUUAGACCAUUUAGAUAAAUUUAAUUCCACGUUAAUAAAGCAUGUAGUUGUAAAUUUAGCUUGCGUCAUACUACUAAUAACUUGACAAUGUUUCGUAUGAGAUUGACAUGAUCAUAUAUUUUAAUUCUACAAGUUUAUAAUCUUUGGAAAGUAACGAUGAAAGUAUUUGUCUAUUCGAAACAACAGGAUUAUCUUAUCGUUGUAAUUAAAAAGUACUAUUGCAACAUUUUUUUUUAGCAAUUUUUUUCUGAACGUAAGAGAUAUACUUUCAAAUAAUUUUGCUAUAUAAUAUUCGUAUUACAUAAAUAUUGUAUUUGCAUAAUUGUGUUAUAUCAUGCUUUUACUCUCAAAGAUAUCUUGAGAGUUUAAAAUGCAAUAUUGUCUGUUAUUUAGCUUACUUUAACCCUCUGUUUGUACACUGACCCCCAAAAGGAAACAAGCAAAAUUUUUCACUUGUGUAGCCAUGAGUUGGGUGAUAAGUGGAGCUUAAAAAAUUUUAAAUAAAUGACCAAAAUAACAUUAAAAUUUAAAAUGUCAUUCAAGAGUAAUUAGGAAUUUUUCCAAAUUUUUUGUAAACAAAAUGUAUUUAACAUAAAAAAAGGGACAGGACAAAAGGGGGUCAGUGCACAGACUGUUAGUGAAAUUAAGUGUACACACAGAGGGUUAAUGGUAGCUUAUAUUAUAAUUAUUAAUUCUCUAUGUAUUACAUAUGAACAGUAGCAUAAGUGAAAUGCAUCAAAUGUAUUCUGCAAGAGAUGCAUUUAAAUAACAAUCUGAUGUACUGUAAAAUGUGAUAUAAUGAAACAAGAGGCGUGAAGUGUAAAAAUUAUAUGGUAUAACUCUACUUUAAAUUCCACUGUUAUAAAUUUGCACGAAAAAUAUCGUCGAUUAAAGACAAAUUUGUAUCGAAAGCACAGAUGAGUUAUAUACGAAUAUAUACACAACUUAUGUGAAAUGAUUUAUGUCAAUAAAAAUAUGGAGUAACAUUUUA
This is a messenger RNA of Monomorium pharaonis (pharaoh ant), 2401 nucleotides long. RefSeq lists its product as uncharacterized. The coding region runs from base 405 to 1346 and encodes 313 amino acids. The transcript is spliced from 4 exons. The record is from RefSeq and is a predicted model, not a curated record. NCBI's taxonomy places the organism in Eukaryota, Metazoa, Arthropoda, Insecta, Hymenoptera, Formicidae.